Molecule: messenger RNA, 291 nt
Organism: Miscanthus lutarioriparius
Lineage: Eukaryota; Viridiplantae; Streptophyta; Magnoliopsida; Poales; Poaceae
Source: the annotation of a GenBank genome assembly
AUGAAGGCUGUCGUCGCGGCGAUGCUUCUGCUGCUGGCGCUCGUGGUCGCGGCGGUGAACGCAGACCAUGACGGCCACCACCACCACCACCACCGCGGCCACCGGCGGUCCUCUGUGGCCGGGCUGACGCAGUGCGUCACCAUCUGCGGGUCCCGGGUGACCUCCUGCAUGCUGGACUGCUACCAGCCGCUGAUCGACCUGGACCCCGUGGAGCUGCCCGUCUGCCUCCUCAAGUGCACCAACGACGCCAUGAUCUGCGCCUCCGGCUGCCCCGUCACCGGGAACGUCUAG